AUGAUUGGGGGGUGUUGGAUCGUCGAUCGCGGACCUGUUUAGAUUCACCGGACAAAUUGGGGGGUUCAUUGUACGACUGCAUCGCCAUAAAUUCUGAAAAAAAAAAUGGCUCCGGCGAAGAAGGGAAAAGCGAAGACCAACUCGGGCGAGUCAAUUCAGAUCACUUCGAAAACUUUCCCUUCCUGUAUUCGCUUCAUAGCUCCGUCAUCCGUCGCCGUCACCAUCCACGCCAAGCCCGGAGCCAGGUUAUCUUCAAUUACGGAUUUCAGUGACGAGGCUGUUGGGGUACAGAUCGACGCUCCUCCCAAGGAUGGGGAGGCUAAUGCAGCACUGAUUGAAUACGUUAGCUCGGUUUUAGGGGUGAAGAGAAAGCAGUUAUCUAUACGUUCUGGUUCUAAAUCAAGAGACAAAGUCAUAAUCGUGGAGGAGGUGACUAUAGAGUCAGUUUUUGAAGCCCUGGAUAAAGCAUGCAAGUGCAACUGAAGAAGAAGAAAUGAGAGAAUCAGUUUCUGUAUACGUUGAUCAAGAUUGCCGUUGGAGAUGGUUGGAACCGUGAGGUAAGACUCUUGAAUUAGGUUAGAUUCGGAUCUCAAUUACUUCGCCGGAGAUGGUUAUAUAUGGAAGAUUGACAUGUUUGGCCGGUUGGGACCUGAGAUGUUCAUUUUACUUCAUUUGGCCGCCAUAGACUGAGUGAGAUUCAGGAGACACCGAGAGAUACAAGAUUCAAGAGAACGGAUUUUGUGUUCACAACCAAGCUUGUUGCUGACAUGUCAUAUUGUUGGUUGGUCGUUCGAUUAAAUGAAUGG
Molecule: messenger RNA, 806 nt
Organism: Tripterygium wilfordii
Lineage: Eukaryota; Viridiplantae; Streptophyta; Magnoliopsida; Celastrales; Celastraceae
Product: UPF0235 protein C15orf40 homolog
Exons: 4
Coding region: 106-483 (125 amino acids)
Source: RefSeq, a predicted model, not a curated record